This is a messenger RNA of Lasiosphaeria miniovina, 1602 nucleotides long. RefSeq lists its product as uncharacterized. The record is from RefSeq and is a predicted model, not a curated record. Bases 397 to 1602 code for a protein of 401 amino acids. NCBI's taxonomy places the organism in Eukaryota, Fungi, Ascomycota, Sordariomycetes, Sordariales, Lasiosphaeriaceae. Gene Ontology annotation, molecular function: ATP binding; protein kinase activity. The transcript is spliced from 2 exons. Gene Ontology annotation, biological process: protein phosphorylation.
AGGCAUUUGCCCUUUCCACACCCCCACUCUCUUUAGCGCCCAAGCCUUACGCCCAGGUUCAACUCGAUCGUCUUUAGUCGGAUCGUCAUGGCCGAACUCGCGUUUGGUGUUACUAGUAUUCCAGGAGUGCUCGAUAUAUGCAUAAAGAGCGUAAAGGCUCUACAUCAAGCGUGGGAUACCUACCGGCAAGCUGACGUUAAAAUGGAUGAAAUGAUUGUUCGCAUCCAAGUAUGCUUGGCGCGAAUUCUUAGCUAGCUGGAGGUGGCCAAGGAGCUCGAAGGCACUACCACUGUUGAGCAUAGGCAUCUUCAGAAGCGGGUCCUCGAUAUCCUCCUCGCUAAUUUGGAGGUCGCCACGCAAAGAUUUGCAAGAUUUGCCCCGCCUGGACAUUUGGGAAUGGCAGGGAAGCUAAAGCUGGUAUUUCUAAAGGAUGCCUUUGAAGAGACAAUAGCGGAACUGGAAAGUUGGCAGAGGCUAUACGAACCUUCUUGGUUCUACUGGAUUAAACUUGCUUCUCCGGCUGUCGACAAGACGCUCAACAACGCCAUUGAAGCCGGACCUCUAGCUGUAUCCAAUUUCAGCCUAGCUGCCCGAAAUUUCCGCAGGGCAUUUAAAGAACCCGGCCCGGGAUCCCAGAGCGUCUUCAUUGCCAAGGAAGGAUUGAAUGACUAUACCGGGACGGCCAUCCCGUUCCAUCUAGCUACAGUGGCUACCGCCGUAGGGGUCACCCAGCGGCUCAUUGUCGACGUGGUCGCUAGCGGGGCGGUACAGACCAAAGACGUGCGCGACUUUGCCCGCCGUCUUCGGCAAUCAGAUCCCUUCAUCUCGGGACUCUUGAGCUGCAAAGGCGUUGUGCGGCACGCCAACAACGCUGGCUUCUCUCUUCUCUUUCGCGUUCCAGAGGGGUACACGAUCGUCCGGAGCCUUCGGCAACUGCUUCUGUCGGGCCAGCCCCAUGACUCACUCUCUGACCGCCUUGAAAUGGCGAAGCAGCUUGCCAAUGCCGUCUGCUACAUUCACAUGUACGGGUUCGUGCACAAGAAUAUCAGGCCUGAGACGAUCCUGAGCCUCGGCAAGACGGACGAGGGUAGUAUUCCGAGCACGUUAUGCUUAGUCGGCUUCCAGGUUAUCCGAAAUGUCGACGGGAGGACAUGCCCGGCGACCGACCAGGGUUGGGAGACUAAUCUAUACAGGCAUCCGCUGCGGCAGGGAAACAACGUCGACUACUUCGUUAUGCAGCACGACAUAUACAGCCUCGGUGUAUGCCUUUUGGAGAUCGGGAUGUGGGAGAAGUUUGUCACGUACGACGGCCCUGACGGUGCGGCGCGGCCCUCCAAGGCUUUGGGUCUCGCCAGAGAUGGGCUGGAGCUUCACAACGCCUCUGAGCUGAAAGACCACCUCGUUGCUCUCAGCUGUAGCAGCGCCUUGAGGGCUAAGGUAGGCACCAAAUAUAGUAAAGUAGUCGAGAUGUGUUUGACUUGUCUAGACGAGGACAAUAUGUACUUUGGCGACAAUCGAGAAUUCCAGGACGAGGACGGAGUGUCGGUAGGUGUAAGGUUUAUUGAGAAGGUUAUUGGUGUUAUCAAUGAUAUCUCUAUUUAA